Helianthus annuus (common sunflower) is the source of this 1488-nucleotide messenger RNA. RefSeq names its product malonyl-coenzyme A:anthocyanin 3-O-glucoside-6''-O-malonyltransferase-like. The transcript has a single exon. The record is from RefSeq and is a predicted model, not a curated record. Bases 1 to 1347 code for a protein of 448 amino acids. Lineage: Eukaryota; Viridiplantae; Streptophyta; Magnoliopsida; Asterales; Asteraceae.
AUGGCUUCCUUUCCAAUCUUAACUGUUCUUGAACAGGCCCAAGUGUCGCCACCAAAGGCCACCGUAGGCGAUAGGUUGUUGCCACUGACUUAUUUCGACUUCAUGUGGCUAAGACAACCUCCUAUUCACAAUCUAUUCUUUUAUGAGUUGUCCAUCACACAAAGCCAAUUCAUUGAAACUAUUAUUCCUAAACUCAAACAUUCGUUAUCAAUCACCCUUCAACAUUUUUUUCCAUUCUCAGGUAACUUGAUCGUGUUUCCUACCAAAAAGCCGGAAAUCCAUUAUUAUGAAGGUGAUUCUGUCGCGGUUACUUUUGCAGAAUGUAAUCUUGAUUUCAACGAAUUAAUCGGAAACCAUCCUCGAGAUUGUGAGAUGUUUUACCAUCUUACACCUCAAUUGGGCGAGGCUGAAAAGACCUCAGAUUUCACAAAGAGCCCGGUGUUCUCGGUUCAAGUGACACUUUUUCCAAAUUCCGGAAUCUCUAUUGGAAUGACAAAUCACCAUUGCUUGGGUGAUGCUAGCACUAGGUUUAGUUUCUUGAAGGCGUGGACAACGAUUGCUCGAUUUGGUUCGGAUGAGUCGUUUCUAGCUAAUGGAACUUUGCCCUUUUAUGAUAGAGUCAAAAACCCAAAACUAGAUGAAAGUUAUCUAAAGUUUGCGAAAAUUGAAAGCUUUAAAGAUGAGUAUCAACCUCCGAAACUAUGUGGACCAACUGAUAAAGUUCGAGCCACCUUUAUAUUGCAUCGAACUGUGCUCAAUAGGUUUAAAAAUUUGGUUUCAACACAACUAUCAACAUUAGCACAUGUAUCAUCUUUUACGGUUGCAUGUGCUUAUUUCUGGAGUUGCAUAGCAAAAAUACGCGAUGAUGGGCUGCAAAUGUUUGCCUUCCCCAUUGAUUGUCGGGCACGCAUGAACACCAAGAUCCCAGCAACCUACUUUGGCAACUGUAUUGGUUGGUGUAUGGCUAUGGAACAAGCCAAACAGUUAACAGGAAAAGAAGGGUUCAUGACUGCUGCAAAAUUGAUCGGAGAAAAUCUACAUAAGAGAUUGACAGAUAAGGAUGGAGUCGUUAAAGUUAUAGAGUCAUUUGGGGACUUGUUUCCCAAUGGGGUUCCAACAACUUCGAUCGGAGUUGCUGGAACGCCAAAGCUCAAGUUUUAUGACAUGGAUUUUGGGUGGGGUAAUCCCACAAAGAUCGAAACAAUUUCUAUUGAUUAUAAAGAAGCGAUAUCCAUGAACUCAUGCAAAGAAAAUAAUGAAGGUCUUGAGAUUGGCGUUUGCCUUCCGAGUACUGAGAUGGAGUCUUUUGUUCGUAUCUUUGAGGAUGGGUUAGAAAAAUAUGUCUAGCUAGAUGCAUAUAUAAUAACUCACAUGUAUACCCGAGCUACACGAUGGGAUCCUUUUGUUACGUCGCAACUGGUUGUCUUUAAACAAUUUUAUAACUAAAGCGCAUGAUCAACUUUUUUGUUCAACUAAUGCAUUUUCGUA